Molecule: messenger RNA, 3066 nt
Organism: Orussus abietinus
Lineage: Eukaryota; Metazoa; Arthropoda; Insecta; Hymenoptera; Orussidae
Product: stAR-related lipid transfer protein 7, mitochondrial
Exons: 7
Coding region: 590-2188 (532 amino acids)
Molecular function (GO): lipid binding
Source: RefSeq, a predicted model, not a curated record
GAGAUUGCGCAUGUGUGUAGCAACGUAAAAUGGCCGUUCCAUUGCAUACGCGAGCUUCGGCCUCCUCGUCUAAAAUUUCGCUUUAUGCUCCAUCCAUUUCUCUAUAGACUUACGUAUUCUCCAAUGAUUUGAAGUCAAUAAGCGCCAUCGAAAAUCGAAUGUCUUCGUUCGAACGGCAGCGUGAGGCAUAACCUCGAAUUGUCCUCUCAUCUAUUCUGUUUUAUCUAUGCAUGUCUCUUUCGGUUCAUCAUACGAAUCGGACUUGAACAUUAGUAAAUUCAGUUAGUCGGAUUUCAGAAAUUUGAUGUAUCAAAAAUUUGUAGAUUUAAGUAAGAUGGAUGAUCUAAUCACAGGUUUACUUGAAUUGGCCCGGGUAUAUUGAUAAGCCAUACCGCAACGUGUAUGUACUAAUAUAUUAUAAUUUCUUAAUUUUGUGUAUUAAAUGUACGUGAAUUCUGACUGUGACAUAAAUUACUAAUUAUUCCGAGGAACAUUUGCCAAUUAAAGGCUGAGAUCACAUACGAGAUUAACAGAAUGCUUCGGAUUCACGGCUGAAAUUGGGAAAUUCGUGCAGUCUAGUGGAAACCCAAUGAUGUAUUCUCGGUACAUAUCAAGGAUUGUACUGAGACAUGUUGGCUCUAAUUUUUCGUGUAUCAGUGCAAGAAGUUCUCUUUUUAACGAACAAUGUAGAAGUUAUGGAAAACUUGAGGGUUUUGGUAGAUGGAUUGGAAUGUGGUUCCAAGAACAGAGUACGCAGGUGGCCAGGGCAUGUACCAAACAAUUUGAGUUCAUUGCAGCGCAAAGGAUUAGGCGGAGCAUACAGAUCUUCCAUUUGUACACGAAACUGUGGGAUGAAGUAACGCUCAAAGAAUUUAUGAAAACUUGGAGACGUAGGCUUGGUAAAAAUACUAAAGAAUUUUUAAUUAGCGCAGUUGGAGUAACCAUGUAUAAUUGGGAUCAAGAGAGGAUAUCGGAUAAAGAAAUGUAUAGUUACAGUUCAGAAAUAGAGAAUAUAUAUAAGCUAAGAGAAUCUACAGUCAUUUGUACAGAUUGUCGAUUACGAUUAGUCGUUGAAAGUAUUCAGCCAGGAAUAAACUAUUGCCAAUGUCAUGGUUCAAAACCAGCAUAUGCAUCAGCAGAAAAUGGUGAAAAUUGGGAACCAUACAUCGAAAGGGAAGACAUGUUGAUUUGGCGAAGGGAAGAACCGAACUCGAGAGGAUUAUACUCAUAUAAAGUUCAUGCUUCAUAUCCUGAUGUGUCAGCUGAGGAAUUUCUGCAGGUGCAAAUUGACUUAAAAUACCGAAAAGAGUGGGAUACAACAGCUAAAGAAUUAGAAAUCAUUGACACGGAUCCAAUGUCAAACUGUGCAAAGGAUAAUUGUAGUAAUAUUAUUUACUGGGAAUUAAUUUGGCCCAGAAUGUUUGCAAAUCGAGAUUAUGUUUAUCAACGAAAAUGGAUCGUUGAUCAUGAUAAAGGAAUCAUAGUUAUUGUUAGUAAAGGAACAAAUCAUCCUAAGGCACCAAACAGAACAGAUACUUACAGAGUUACAACAUAUUGGUCAUAUAUGGUAAUAAAACCAUAUGACAAUUUUCAUGAGCCAGGCAUGGAAUUUGCAUUAACUUAUUUUGAUGAUCCUGGUGUUAGUAUUCCAUCGACAUUUGCUUCGUGGGUCACCGGCAGUGGUGUACCAGAUUUUCUAUGCCGUAUGAGGAAAGCAGCAGCAGAAUAUUCAAACUACAAGGCAAUUGAGGGAAAUCUGGUAUUACCUUCAGAAGAUGAUGUGAUUAUUGAUACCAAAGAUUCUUUGAAGAAUCGGAAUGCAUUCGAUAAUACAAAUGAAGACUCACAGGAAAAGGAGACAGAUGUUGAAAAGAACGAGGAGGAAAAUGGAAGUUCUGAAAAAGAUGAAAAUAGUGAAAAGGAUGAAAAUAGUAAACAGGAUGAAAAUAGUAAACAGGAUGAAAAUUGUAAACAGGAUGAAAAUUGUAAACAGGAUGAAAAUAGUAAAAAAGAAAGUAAUGAAGAAAAUGGUAAAACGGAGAACGAAAGUAAGAAAGAAAUGGAUAAAGUUGGUCAGGACGAUGAGACGAGUACAGCUGAAAAGGAGAAAGAUAGCCCAAAUGAUCCCGUUAUAGAGGAGGAUGAUGGUUUUCUUCAAUAUUUCUUUCUAUCGCGGCUGUUUGUUUGACCCUUAAUGGGGUCGCAUUGUGUCAAAGGAUUCAAACCGAUUGAUGUCAGAGCGAACUUAGUUUUCUAGUCCUUCACAAUGAUCAAUGAUUGCGUAUUAUAAAAGUUUCAGCCCUACAACAAAUGUGGCUGAAAAUGUAUUAAAACGUUCAUACUGAACGUAUAUUCUUCCGUGAUUCAGCUUUACAAAUCUGCGGAAAGAAUCUCCUUUUUAUCCUCUUUUACUUUUAACACGGAUUUAACGAUUACUUUGCAUCGGAUUCUUUACAUGUUGUAUCGAUCACCAUUUAGAUAUGGUAUACUGUGGUAUGAAAUGAUGUGACUAAAAUUCAAAUGUAGGUGGCACUAUUUCACGUCACAAAAUACGAUAUCUUAAAUUUUUAAGUAAGAAAUUCCAUUGAUUCAGAGAGUGCAAUAAUUUCUUGGUAUAUAGUGUCAUGGCAAUAUAGUCAGUAUAACUGAGAUGCAUACAAUCAAAAUUGUAAUAUAUGAAAGCCAAGUAAUAUUUUAAUUUGUACAGUGCAUAAAUAAUUUACUUGAUCUGAUAAUUGAUUGAUUCUGUACAAAAUAAUACACUGCCUUUUUCACUUUUAAUACACAUUGGCGCGAAUGUAUUUAUUUAAAACAAUAUGUUAAUCAUGACAUAUAAAUGUACAAACAGUUUGCGAGUCUAGAUUACUAUUAAACAUUAAAACAUUAAAGCAUUAUAAACAUCACAUAAGUUCGCUACAUAAUCACAAUGUAUUAUGCGAAUUUUAUGCCAAAACAAUUAAAAAAUGAGAGGAGUCAGCUAGAAAUAUAGUACUUACAGUAAUAGUACUGUGUAAAUAUAUAAAUACGAAGUUUUUGUGUAGUCAAAUAAAGAUAUUUAGAUAGGAA